ACAUUUGACACUAAAUGUGAAGCACCAAACAUCAUCAUCUCUUAGUCUAUCUUUCAAUUCUCUUUGUUACUUUCCCCUCCACAAAAAAGAAAAAAGAAGAAGAGAAUGGCAUCCAGAGAAAUGCUGAUCAUAAUCGCCGUCCUCGCAACUACACUCAUCAGUUUAACAGUAGCUACAGACCAUACCAUUGGUGGUCCUAGUGGCUGGACUGUAGGAGCUAGUCUUCGAACUUGGGCUGCAGCACAAACAUUUGCUGUCGGAGACAAUCUUGUUUUCUCCUACCCUGCUGCCUUCCACGACGUUGUUGAAGUCACAAAACCCGAAUUCGAUAGCUGUCAAUCGGUUAAACCGCUCAUAACGUUUGCUAAUGGAAACUCCAUUGUUCCUCUCACCACCCCUGGAAAAAGGUACUUCAUUUGUGGAAUGCCGGGACAUUGUAGCCAAGGGAUGAAACUCGAAGUAAACGUUGUUCCAACCACAACCGCAGCACCAACCGCACCGCUUCCAAACACUGUCCCAUCUCUAAAAGCGCCUUCACCUUCUUCUGUUUUACCUAUUCAACAACCUCUGUUACCUCUUAACCCUGUCCCUGUUCUCUCUCCAUCUUCUUCUACUCCACUUCCUUCCUCCUCUCUGCCUCUUAUUCCGGCACUUUCCCCGGCACUAUCUCCGGCAGCUGCAGCUGGGACAUCUCUGCCCUUGCUACCAGGCUCACCAGGUAGCUCUAGCAGCAGUACAACCACCAAAACCGUCGGGACAUUUCCUUCCAGUACUAGUGGCCCAACGGUUGAUCUUGCCGGAGCAGGCACCUCUCCGGUUGACUCCUCCUCCGCUGCGAAAACACUUGUUUUGGGAUUUGGAUUCAUGGUCGCUAUGAUGCUUCAUUUGUUCUAAGUGGGGAGAGAUUUGUUUGCUGAGGGAAAUGUCGUUUGUGUUUACUUUCUUAUGUUUCUUGUAUAUGAGACCGUGUGUUGUUGUUUUUUUUUGGUGCUUUUUGUGUAUUUUAGUAUUGGCCUUAUAUGUAUAUUAUCCGUUUAUCCUCAAAUAUUACAUUGGAGUACAAUUUAUAUAA
Messenger RNA from Camelina sativa (false flax), 1072 nucleotides. Its product is annotated as uclacyanin 1-like. Gene Ontology annotation, molecular function: electron transfer activity. NCBI's taxonomy places the organism in Eukaryota, Viridiplantae, Streptophyta, Magnoliopsida, Brassicales, Brassicaceae. Gene Ontology annotation, cellular component: plasma membrane. The record is from RefSeq and is a predicted model, not a curated record.